AUGGAGAUUUGGUUUUGUUUGCCAAAGGUUGGAUGGUACAAUGCUGUUCUCCAGCCAGCCUUUCACCUCCCCUACCCGGAUGACACGCUGGCCUUCGUGGUCCUCAGCACGCCUUCAAUGUUUGACAAAGCUCUUAAACCUUUUUUGAACAAAGAACGGUUAAAAAUUAUCAGGGAUCCUGUGGAUCAGUGUGUUUCUCAUCAUUUAUCACGUGUGAAGGAGAAAUUCCCUGACCAGAAGGUGGACAUCAUCUUUGAUUAUGAGAUUCUGCCGAGCCGAAAGCCCAAGUUCUUGGCACAGACAGCUGCCCAUGUUGCUGGAGCAGCAUAUUACUACCAAAGGAAGGAUGUGAAGCUUGAUCCUUGGGGGAAAAAGAAGAUCUAUGGUGUAUGUAUCCAUCCCAAGUAUGGCGGCUGGUUUGCUAUCCGGGGUCUCCUCCUGUUCCCAGAUAUUCAGGUACUGUUCCUGAAACAGUCUGCCCCUGUUGACUGUGUGAGCACAGAGGAGAAACGAAUUGAGCUGCUCGAGCAAUUCAAUUACCACUGGCAGGACGGCCGCUACAGGGACAUCAUUGAAGUGAAGGAAAAGUAUUCAGAGGAGCAAAAAACCUAUUUUGCCACUCCUCCAGCGGAGAGGUUCAGACUGCUAGGGCUAGCCCAGGGAAGCACAUUUCACUGGGUGACAUGGCUCCAUGAAGGGGCAGAGGGCAAGCAAAGCGUAGCUCAUCUGUGA
This is a messenger RNA of Apaloderma vittatum (bar-tailed trogon), 732 nucleotides long. It is a transcript of the gene MMACHC, whose product is annotated as methylmalonic aciduria (cobalamin deficiency) cblC type, with homocystinuria. Gene Ontology annotation, cellular component: cytoplasm. The record is from RefSeq and is a predicted model, not a curated record. Gene Ontology annotation, molecular function: FAD binding; demethylase activity; cyanocobalamin reductase (cyanide-eliminating) (NADP+) activity. Lineage: Eukaryota; Metazoa; Chordata; Aves; Trogoniformes; Trogonidae. Gene Ontology annotation, biological process: cobalamin metabolic process.